Molecule: messenger RNA, 1467 nt
Organism: Nicotiana attenuata
Lineage: Eukaryota; Viridiplantae; Streptophyta; Magnoliopsida; Solanales; Solanaceae
Exons: 3
Coding region: 1-1467 (488 amino acids)
Source: RefSeq, a predicted model, not a curated record
AUGGAAUACUUCAGUAGGCUACUGAAAGAACUGAAGGACAAGAAACAAUUCAGCUUCCACCCAAAGUGCAAAAAACUAGGCAUUACUCACUUGAGUUUUGCAGAUGACCUGUUAUUAUUUGCUAAGGGGGAUAAGCAGUCUGUGACAAUGCUGAAACAAUGCUUUGAGGUUUUCUCUGCAGCCUCAGGUCUCCAAGCUAAUCUAAGUAAAAGCUCAGUUUGCUUUGGUGGGGUAACAGACACAGAACAGGAAGACAUCUUGCAGCAGUUGGACUAUAUAAGAGGAAGAAUCCAACUUAUAAAAGCUGUACUGUUUGGUAUCCAAUCCUAUUGGUCCCAAAUGUUCUUGAUUCCAACCAAGGUGAUCAAAACUAUUGAAGCCUAUUGUAGGAGUUUUAUGUGGUUAGGGACAAAUGAAAUAACCAAACGAGCACUGAUCUCCUGGGAGAGAGUAUGCAGACCAAAGAGUGCUGGGGGCUUAAAUAUCAUAAACCUGAAACAAUGGAACAAAGCAGCUAUUCUCAAACUACAAUGGGACCUAGCUUCAAAAAAUGAUAGAUUGUGGAUCAAAUGGGUGCAUAUGUACUAUAUAAAAGGGCAGCCUAUAUUGAGUAUCAAGGAGCCAAAACAAGCUAGCUGGAUGGUUCAAAAAAUUCUGACUAUCAAAGGGCCAAAUCUUCAGAAUAGAAACCAAGGGAGCAAAGGCAGUAUCAUCAGGCAGAUAUACUUACAUCAACUGGGAAUAUUAGACAAGGUAGAGUGGAAAGCAGUCAUGUUCAACAACUUAGCUAGACCCAAAGCUAUAUUUUCUAUGUGGCUGAUCAUACAAGAAAGGAUGCUAACGGCUGACAGACUGAGCAAAUGGAACAUGAACGUGGAUACUACUUGUGUAUUCUGUAAAUGUCAACCAGAGCACCAUCAUCAUCUGUUCUAUAAUUGUUCUAUUGUCAUGGAACUAUGGUAUGACAUAUUCAAAUGGCUACAAAUUCCGGUUCCAGCUACUACAUGGAACCAGUUACUAUGUUGGUUCAUGGGGAAAGCAAAGAAGAAAACAACUGAAGGGCAACUGAUGAGAAUGGUUCUAGCUGAAACAGUGUAUAGCAUAUGGGUGGAAAGAAAUCAUAGAGUUUUUGAGAAGAUGUAUAGAGAUAGGCAAAGCAUUGUGAGAGAAAUUAUCUACAUUUGUAAUAUUAGAGCUGUAGGUAAACUCAAGGAUGUCCUACAAUACAAACACGAGAAGGGAACUCGUGUAUGUACUCGUGCUUGGAUUCGUGGAAAAAAGCAGCAAAGCAAAGGCGUGUUAUGUAAUGGCGAGAUCGCGUUGGAAAUUGCUCUCUUCUUCUUCAUCAAUUUCCUCUCUCUAGUAAUCUCACCGUUUCCUAACCCUAAACCACAGCCUCCGCCGCCUAUCGCCGCCGACGAAAUAACACCAACAGGUUCAAUUUCGAUAUUCCGUUUAUCGCAGUAA